AUGGUGUCAGGUAUCUAUUUGUUUGGAUUUAAAUAUUUUUCAAACUAUUUAUCUCAUUCCUCUUCAAAGGAAAAGCGUUUUCUUAUUUGUCUCUUGCUUCUUGUCUCUCUAUCCCUCUUUCUCUUCAUGGUUAUGGAGAAGCAGAAAAUAGUUCCUGUUACCACCACAACAAGUAUGGUUCAAGUUGAUGAUGAUGAUCACAAAAGACCACCUUGGUUUGAUGUUAUAGCCAAAGAUAUCAGCAACAAAAACAACAUCAAGAUUGGUCUCGUCAAUGUCAACAGAGAAUUCAAUGGUAACGUAUAUGAACAACUAGAUUCACUUCAUCACUCAAAAGUUGAGACUUUUUCUAUCAAUUUUGACCAUGUUGAUGAGAAUUUGAAAUGGGAGGAUUUUUUUCCUGAAUGGAUUGAUGAAGAUGAGAAAUGGGGUAAACCCCAAUGCCCAAACAUGCCAAUGCCAGUGCUGAAGAAUUAUCAGGAUCUUGAUGUUAUGUUGGCUACUGUUCCAUGUGGGACUAAUGAGGGGGCAGGGGAGAAAGCAGGGGUUAGGGACUUGUUUAGGUUGCAGGUGAAUUUGGUGGUGGCUAAUUUGGCAGUGGAAAGUGGUUGGGUCACCACAUUGGAGAGUGAUCACAAGAAUGUGUAUGUUGUGUUUGUGGGAUCUUGUGGUCCCAUGCUGGAGAUUUUCAAAUGUGAUGAACUAUUGAUGCAUCAAGGGGAAUAUUGGGUGUACAAGCCUGAUUUGAAGAGGUUGAAGCAGAAUAUGCUUAUGCCUGUUGGUUCUUGCCAGCUUGCUACUAGUUAUGCAGAAACAGGUAAAGAGCUAUGGAGACCUCCAACAAUGAAUCAGGAUAGCACCAUGCAUGUUCCAAAGUUAGCCUAUGUGACUGUCCUUCACUCUUCAGAAGCUUAUGUUUGUGGUGCAAUAGCUCUUGCUCAAAGCAUCCUUCAAACCAAUAGAAACAUUGCUCAAACCAUAGACCUAGUCCUGCUAGCUGAUACAUCAAUUGGUCCAAAAUCCACUAGAGGACUAAAAGCUGCAGGGUGGAAGAUCAAGCGCAUCCAACGUAUCCUUAGCCCCUUUGCCAAAAAAAGUGCUUAUAACCGGUGGAACUAUAGCAAGCUAAGAAUGUGGCAACUUACCAUGUAUGACAAAAUCAUCUUCAUAGAUUCUGACUUGUUAAUCUUGAAUAACAUUGACCAUUUCUUUGCUUACCCUCAACUAUCAGCUGCACCUAAUGAGCUCUCAAUAUUCAACUCCGGGUUGAUGAUAGUUGAGCCAUCUGAGUGCAUGUUCGAGUACAUGAUGAAGAAAACUUCCAAGGUGCAACCAUACAAUGGGGGUGAUCAAGGUUUUCUGAAUGAGAUCUUCACAUGGUGGCACAGGUUGCCAUCGAAGCUAAAUCUCCUAAAGACUUUUAAAAGGCAGGGAGAAAAUGAAACGCAUGAGGUCCCAAAGAAUGUGUAUGCAAUACAUUACUUGGGUUUGAAGCCUUGGAUGUGUUAUAGAGAUUAUGAUUGUAAUUGGGACAUGCAAGACCGUCAAUUGUUUGCAAGUGACUCAGCUCAUGAAAGGUGGUGGCAGGUUUAUGACAACAUGCCAAAAGAGUUGCAAUCUUAUUGUGCACUUACAAAGCCAAUGAAUGAAAGACUUUUGAAGAUGAGAAAAAUAGCAAGAAAUGCCAGUUUUGUUGAUGGGCAUUGGAUGAUUGAGGUUAAGGAUCCUAGAAAAGAUGAAAUAUUAUUUUGA
Messenger RNA from Lotus japonicus, 1752 nucleotides. Its product is annotated as putative UDP-glucuronate:xylan alpha-glucuronosyltransferase 4. Gene Ontology annotation, molecular function: glycosyltransferase activity. NCBI's taxonomy places the organism in Eukaryota, Viridiplantae, Streptophyta, Magnoliopsida, Fabales, Fabaceae. Bases 1 to 1752 code for a protein of 583 amino acids. The record is from RefSeq and is a predicted model, not a curated record. The transcript is spliced from 5 exons. Gene Ontology annotation, biological process: xylan biosynthetic process.